AUGUGUCGUCGUCAGGGUAGACUUACGAUUUGCCUGAGGAGGGCGAGUCGUUGCUUUGAACCGCUGGCAAGGACGAUUUUUGUUGCAGCCAUGGAGGUCAGGGUCAGCGCGGUGGAUAAUUAUUUUAGAAGCUUGCUUAUCUUGUCGAAGAUGUUUAAAAAUUCCUGGGGAAAUCCGAAGUUUCUGGAAAAAGCUUUUGCUUUCCGAAAUUCGGUAAUGGGGAAAGGUAUAAUUAUGGAAGUGAUAGAAAGGAUGAAGCCCCGCAUGUGUAUCACUAAGGAGGCUCUGAAAAAGGAAGUGAAGUAUGUGGAAGGCUGGUUUGAAAGCCCUUUUGCUAAAGUUUUUCCUGAAAUGAUGCCCGAGAACGUUGGAAUCGCAGCCUGGAGGGGGAUAUUCCCAAAGUCUAAGAAAGGUCCUCUGGUCGUACAUUUAGCUGGUACUGGCGACCAUUCUUUUUACAGGCGGGAAGUUGGAUUCGCCAACGAUCUUGUGAAACAAGGUGUCAGUUCAAUACUUCUUCAGAAUCCUUUUUAUGGUAGUCGUCGUCCCCAGCAACAGUUUAGAUCAUCGUUAUUGAAUGUCUCCGACCUGUUUGUGAUGGGUGGAGCGUUGAUGGCGGAAUGUAAUUAUAUGUUGGAUUGGGCUCGAAGACUUGAGUAUUGGCCUGUAGGACUUUCAGGAGUUUCUAUGGGUGGCCAUAUGGUUUCGUUAGCGUGUACUAAUUCACCGUGGCCGGUAUCCGUGGUUCCUUGUCUUUCUUGGACAACUGCAGCACCAGUAUUUGUCCAGGGGGCUUUAUCACGAUCAAUCCCUUGGGACGUUUUAUCUAAAGAGUUCAUGUCGCAGGACUUCCAAAACGCCAUUCGUAAGAUCCCUGAGUGUGACUGGGUUGACCAGGCUUAUGAACUAGAUAGGAAAAAUGGCGAAACAUCCGUCUUUGGUCCAGCCAAGCAGUUUAUGUAUAUACUGAUGGAAGAGUUUACCAACCUCGGGAAGUACCCGAAACCCAUCGAUCCUACUCUUGUCAAGAGUGUAAUUGCUGAGUGUGAUGGUUACAUAGUAACCAGCGGUGUACCUUCUUUACAGGAACUUUGGCCAGGAGCACAAGUUGAAGUUUUAAAGGACAUGGGACAUUUCGCUGCUUACAUUGGUAACCACAGACUAUUUCGGCGCUGUAUUAUGGAAAUGCUGGACAGAAAUGAGCGUUUGUAUUGUUAG
Molecule: messenger RNA, 1218 nt
Organism: Enterobius vermicularis (human pinworm)
Lineage: Eukaryota; Metazoa; Nematoda; Chromadorea; Rhabditida; Oxyuridae
Source: the annotation of a GenBank genome assembly